AUGCCGAUCAAAUCACCGUUCGAGUCGUCCAUUGCGAAGCCGGGACAAGGCAACGUCGUUCUCUCCCUGCUGCCUCCCUCGAAUCCUACCUUGACGACCUUAACCUACAAAUAUCCGUUGAAGCUGCUCACCCGUGCUCCGGGCUACGUGCCUCAAUCCUCUGCCCUCUCCUGUCCCACCUCCCGACCCGUCCACCUCUAUCUCCUCACCUAUGGCGGCGGUCUUCUCCCAGGAGACCACAUCGAUGUGUCGAUUAAGCUAGACCCCCAGACUCGACUCGUCGUCACGACCCCUCAGGGCAGCACCAAGAUCUUCAAGACGGAACCCAACGCCAGCAUUAAGGGACAACGAGGGACCCCGGCGCACCAAUUGUCCGACAAAAGCCGCCAGUCGGUCGACGUGCAAGUCGGCCGCGAAGCCGCCCUCUGCUACCUCCCAGAUCCCGCAGUACCCUACAAAGACAGCCGGCACGAACAAAUACAGAAAUUCACCGUCGACGGCACCACAACCAAGGAGUCCAAGCGGAGUAGUCUCUGCAUCCUGGACUGGGUGACACAAGGCCGCACGUCGCGCGGCGAGAACUGGGAUUUCCAUCUCUGGCGGGGAAAAAACGAAGUCUGGUCGGCGGGCGAGAACGGGCAGAAGAAGCUUCUACUGCGUGACUCUCUCAUUCUCGACGACGAGGUCAACGAGUUCUGCCUGGAGGAUGAUAAUGAAACGUUGAGUCGUCGUGGCCUGAUUCGGGAGCGGACGCGGCCCCACGGGGUGGUGGGAACGCUGAUCCUCUACGGGCCAGUGUUCGAACGCCUAGCGACCUUCUUCAUGGACCGGUUCACAUCACAACCGCGCAUCGGCGCUCGGAAUUGGUCCUCGUCAAGCCCGGGCGCUGUGGAAUCGACGCCGAACUACGAUAGCAAAGUCACGUUCACGGCGGCGCGUGUACGCGCUGGCUUCGUCCUGGUCAAGUUCGGAGCAAGCGACUUCGAAACGGCCAAGGAUUGGCUCGGUAACAUCUUGCGCGAGGAGGGCACGGUCUUCAAUGAGUUUGGCGAGGAAGCUUUGUUCUGUCUAUGA
Messenger RNA from Aspergillus affinis, 1074 nucleotides. RefSeq names its product urease accessory protein UreD. NCBI's taxonomy places the organism in Eukaryota, Fungi, Ascomycota, Eurotiomycetes, Eurotiales, Aspergillaceae. Gene Ontology annotation, molecular function: nickel cation binding. The record is from RefSeq and is a predicted model, not a curated record. The transcript has a single exon. The coding region runs from base 1 to 1074 and encodes 357 amino acids.